This is a messenger RNA of Eucalyptus grandis, 2019 nucleotides long. Its product is annotated as receptor-like protein EIX2. The transcript has a single exon. The record is from RefSeq and is a predicted model, not a curated record. NCBI's taxonomy places the organism in Eukaryota, Viridiplantae, Streptophyta, Magnoliopsida, Myrtales, Myrtaceae. Gene Ontology annotation, molecular function: protein binding. The coding region runs from base 1 to 2019 and encodes 672 amino acids.
AUGGCAUCUUAUAGUGGCUUUGUGUCUACCUUCUUAUGGGCAAUCUUUGUCAUUCAAGAAAUCGAAUUCGGUCAUUCCAAUGCUUCGACCAAUGUAACCUGUAUUGGUGCAGAGAGAGAAGCUCUUCUAAAGUUCAAGCAUGGUCUCACUGAUCCUUCGAGACGUUUGUCGUCGUGGACUGGAGAGGAAUGUUGCAAGUGGGAUGGAGUCGAAUGCAACGAGAAGACCGGUCAUGUACUGAAGCUCGAUCUUCAUAAUCCUUGUAUUGAAGAGAUCGAUAUUGACUUCUUCAUACCUUCAAAUAAGUGCAAGUUGGGAGGUAAGAUAGUUCCUUCUUUAACUGAGCUAAAGUAUAUGAAGUAUCUGGAUCUUAGUGCCAACAACUUUUCAACCCAGAAGAUCCCGAUGUUCAUUGCUUCUCUUCAAAAGCUGGAAUAUCUUAACCUCUCAUCCGCAGGCUUCGAUGGAGAUAUUCCUAGGCAGCUCAAUAACCUUUCCAAAUUACAGUAUUUGGAUCUUAAUAGUGACCUCUCUUUAGGUUAUUUAACCGUGAAAGACCUUGAAUGGGUGUCGAAAUUAUCUUCCUUGAAAUACUUGGACAUGUCCAACGUUGGCCUUUCAAAGGCCGACGAUUGGUUCACUUCCAUUAACAUGCUUUCCUCUUUGCAAUCUUUAAAAUUAAGCUUCUGUCAAUUGCAAGUUAUUUCUAGCUCUUUGCAGGCCAAUUUCACCUCUCUUAGAUUACUUGAUAUAAGCCUUAAUUUUAUGCAAUCUUCCAUCCCGCCAUGGAUCUAUAACUUGAGCAAGCUAGAGCAUAUUGUUUUGAGUGACAACUAUUUUAUUGAAGGCCGUUUUCCCAUGGCAAUCGUUGAGAAUUUUCAAAAGCUUGCGUUCCUUGACAUUUCUGGGAAUAAUCUACAAGGUGAAUUUCCAAAAAACAUGAGCAGUCUUUGCAAAUUGCAAGUGGUACAAUUACAAUCUAACAAAUUCAAUGGGAAUAUCUCAACCAUCUCAGAUGGUCGUCUCGGUUGUGUACAAAGUAAGUGGAAGAUCUUUGAUGUUUCCUUCAAUGAUUUGGGUGGAGAACUACCAAAUCAAUUCCAAGAUUUCAAAGAACUAGAGUACCUUGGUCUAAGCUCUAACAAAUUUAGCGGGACCAUUCCAGAGAGCAUUGGGCAACUAUCAAAUCUAAAGAAGGUCCACCUUGGAAAUAAUUUUUUGCAUGGAGUUGUCAAUGAACGUCACUUUGAAAAUCUCAAAAGCUUGACUGACUUAGACAUUUCUGAAAAUGAGCUCAUAUUAAAUGUGAGCUCUACUUGGAUUCCACCAUUCCAAGCUCGUGAGAUACAAUUGUCAGAUUGCAAAGUGGGGCCUGAAUUUCCAAAAUGGCUUCAAACACAAAGGAACAUUACUACAUUGGAGAUGUCAAAUGCAAGCAUCUCACAUGGCAUUCAUGAAUGGCUCUAUAACAUUUCCUCUAACAUUGAAUAUUUGGAUAUGUCAAGAAACAUGCUUAGAGGCCAAGUUCCCCAGAAUAUUGGAGACAAGAUGCCCCAGUUAGUCUGGUUGAGACUUUCAGGUGCUAAUCUCACCGGUGGCAUACCAAAUUCUUUGUGUAAGUUAAAUAAGCUGAGUGACAUUGAUCUCUCAAAGAACCAAUUGUCUGGGAGACUUCCUCAUUGUUGGAGAGCAUCGCAACCGUUGAGAGUAUUUUCCUUUGGGUAUAACAAGUUAAAUGGUCAGAUCCCGAAAUCUUUGUGCAAUCAUCAAGAAUUACUAGCUCUUAGCCUACCGAGGAAUGGUUUUAGUGGAGUAAUCCCAAACUGUUUGUCAAACUUACAGUUGAUGGAGAUCCUUGAUCUCAGCUACAAUAAAUUCACGGGUAGGUUACCUCCAUUUGGGGAACAAAAUCAAUCAUUGCAAAUGAUCAAUUUGGAGAAAAAUCGCUUUGUUGGAGGCAUUCCUCCACAAUUUUGCCAACUUCGCGGUCUCCGUAUCUUGAACCUAGCACAAAAAUAA